Messenger RNA from Dentiscutata heterogama, 1005 nucleotides. NCBI's taxonomy places the organism in Eukaryota, Fungi, Glomeromycota, Glomeromycetes, Diversisporales, Gigasporaceae. The record is from the annotation of a GenBank genome assembly.
AUGGAUUUUUUUCCAGUUUCAACAUUUCUAUUGCAACCUCCGAACAAUGGAACUUGUCCAGACAAACCUAACAAUAUUCCCCUUCAUUGGUGGAAUGUUGCAAUAGCCUCUUUGUUUAUUCUCGUCAGCGGUUUGAUUUCUUUAUGGCUAGGGUUACGUUUAGAGAGGUCUUUAUUAAUUAGUUCGGUUCGAUGUGUUAUACAAUUAACAAUUAUGGGCUUAGUCCUCGAAGAUGUUUUCAAAAUGCGCCAUCCGGCUGUUGUAUUAGGAAUGAUAUUUGUGCUUGUUUUCUUGGGUGCUAGUGAAAUUGUAUUCAACAAAAGCAAAAGACGGCAUAUGGGAAUGUAUGCAUCCGUACUAUUUUCGUUAGGAGCGAGUACUAUGUUGGUUGGAAUUAUGGGAUCUCGCUUUGCUAUGCAUCAAAUGCCAUUUUGGGAUCCUCAGGUAUUCAUUCCAACAAUGGGCAUGUUACUUGGGAAUUGCAUGUCUGCAAUAGCUGUUGCUGUAUCUUACGCGUUAGAACAAUUUAGUGAACAAAAAGAAAAAAUAGAAAUAUGUUUAGCUUAUGGUGCUACCAGAUGGGAAGCUGGACGUUCUGUUGCAGCGGAAGCAACCAGAUUGGCAAUGUUACCUACUAUUAAUGCGAUGAGUAUAAUAGGAUUGAUUUCCAUUCCAGGAAUGUUGACGGGUCAAUUAAUUGGUGGUGCACCUAUCAUGGAUGCAAUAAAAUAUCAGCAAAUUAUCAUGUUUAUGAUUUCUGCUUCAUCGGCUUUAGGAGUUCUUAUGUCGAUACUUGCUUGCAUCUUCAUAUGUAUUGAUUCCUCUCAUCGCUUACGCAUUGAUCGAAUAUCGAAAUCUAACCCUUGGAUCUAUGAAAAAUAUAAUGGUUUGAUUGCUAGUAUUAAACGUGGUAUAGUUAGACUUAAAAAUUAUGUAUGUUGCUGUUUUUUGAAAACAGAUAAACCUUCAGAUCAAAAUCAAAUUUUAUUAAACGAAAAUAUUUGA